This is a messenger RNA of Lottia gigantea (owl limpet), 2318 nucleotides long. RefSeq lists its product as hypothetical. Gene Ontology annotation, biological process: mRNA splicing, via spliceosome; regulation of alternative mRNA splicing, via spliceosome. The record is from RefSeq and is a predicted model, not a curated record. NCBI's taxonomy places the organism in Eukaryota, Metazoa, Mollusca, Gastropoda, Lottiidae. Gene Ontology annotation, molecular function: N6-methyladenosine-containing RNA reader activity; mRNA binding. The transcript is spliced from 11 exons. The coding region runs from base 125 to 1312 and encodes 395 amino acids. Gene Ontology annotation, cellular component: nucleoplasm.
UUUCAUUACGAGAAGAAGGGAAUUCCGUUUGAAAAUAAUUAUAUUUCAUGGUUUUUCUGUACGUGAAUGUAAAUUUGGUUCUUGAAGGACGAUGCAGAGACUUUAAUGGUCCGAAUGAAAAGCAAUGAACAUUGAAAGUGAGGGCUCUAAAGGUUCUGAAAGUGUGAUCAAUGUCCUGGAUGCAAUACUUGGUGAAGAUGAACUAACCACUACUGCAAGUGAUGCUGUUGUUAAUGUAUUAGACGCUAUAUUGGAAGGUGAAAACGACCUCAAUACUGACGUCAAAGACGAUAAAGGUAUCAAAGUUAAAACUCCAACAAAAAUAAACAAAUCUCCUGUUAAAAAGACAGUUAAAUCAACAGAAGUAAAUACUCCUAGCCCAGAUAAAAAGAAAAUCAGAAAACCUGAAGGUGUAGAGAAGAUGGUAGAAGAGGAUGACAAAUUAAACCUGAGUUUAUCAGCUGAUGAAACAGAUGAAAUAAAACCAGUACAAGAGAAUAUGGAAUAUGAUACACGCAGCGAGGCUGAAAGUUCCUUCUCAGGUUCAGAUAAUGAUGAAGGUGGAAAGAAAAGACGUAGAAAACGUAAAUCGUCUGAUCAACGUGAUAUUUCACCAAUACAGUGGGAUCAAACUAGUAACCAUAGUGAUGAUGAUUCUAGACGAGCUAGAUCUAAGAUAAAGUAUGUGUUUCGAAACGCCUGCUAUUUUCUAAUCAAGAGUAAUAAUCAUGAGAAUGUGGCCCUGGCUAAAGCUAAAGGGGUGUGGUCAACGCCACCCCAAAAUGAAGCCAGACUGAAUCAAGCUUUUAGGGAAUAUGAUAAUGUUAUUCUGAUAUUUUCUGUCAAAGAAAGUGGAAGGUUUCAAGGGUUUGCUAGAGUGUCAGAAGAAGCUACAAAAGAUCAUCCACCAAUACGCUGGGUUUUACCACCUGGUAUGUCAGCUAGAGCCUUGAGCGGUGUCUUUAAAUUAGACUGGAUUACUAGACAUGAUUUAUCAUUUACUAAAGUAAAUCAUCUUCACAAUCCAUGGAAUGAUAAUUUACCUGUCAAGAUAGGAAGAGAUGGACAGGAAAUAGAACCAACAUGUGGAGAAACUUUAUGUCGCUUGUUUCCUGCCGAUGAUAAUAUAGAUCUUAUCGCCAUCGCGAAGAAAAUAGUCAAAUCUGGAAAACGUACUGUACAUCACCCAGAGAAAACGAGAGAAAAAUUUCAAACAACCCGUCGAGGGGGAGGAUCAGCUGGAGUAUUUAAUAGGUUAGGAAUUAUUACUGUGUUUGGUGAAAUUGAUGUUCACGGACGAGGAUUGACCUAGCGUCAGAAUUCUUGGUUAAUAUUUGCUGAUUAUCUCAAAAUCAAAUAUCAAAUGAACCACUGUCUUUCCUCAAGAAAGGCCAGGUUUUGUUCAAUGAACAUUCAUGAAACUUAUUACUUAAGUUCACAAAGGUUUCCAAUCAUAAUGAAACUUAUAAAAUCAUAGUUUUAAAAUGGUGGUAAGUAUGUAGACUUGAUCAUCCAAACUAAAAUAGUCCAGAUUAUCAGGUUGUAUUAUAAUUUUUCCGAGGGUGUUUCAGGCCCAGAAUCAAGUUUUUAACAGACUUAAUUCUCUCAACAUUGAGUUCAAGUGUUUAAAAUUCAUUAAAAAAACUUUGAAAAUAUCACUAAGUGUUGCCAUAGUGAUGUUUCAAAAUGGAAACGAGCUAAAAAUAGACUUUUGUGAAGUUAAGUCAUCCAUCCAGGACUUCAAACAAAUCCAUUGCCAAAUGAAGAUUUUGCCAAAUUUUGGACUAAAAUCGUACAUUUGUGCCAGUCCACCAACCAUCAUGUAAAGUACUUGCUUCCCAGGAGUAGUGUCAAUCGAUUCCACACAAAAUCAUGAACUAUUCCCAAAUUCUCGACAAAUCAUGAACUGAUUUCUUAUCAUUAAUGUGAAUAUGAAAUGAACUUUCACUAAAACCACAAAAACGGCAAAUCUAAAAGUUCCAAAUUUGGACUAAAAAGAAUAAAAAGUGUUAAAAUAUCAUUUGGACUUGCAAAUCUAAGAGAGGACUAAAGUUCAUUAUUAUUUGAACUAGUUCAGGGACUAAAACAUAGUUCUUUUGGACAGAGGUUUGUGGCAGGGUUUUAUAUUGUGUUUAAGGGACUAAUGUUCAGGUAGUGUUUUUACUCUGAACAUAAUUUGGGGACUUGAAUCAUGAUUUGGGAUUAUUAUUGUGUUAAUGUGUGACUGCCUUUAAAGGAUUAUUCCUGUUGAAUGCAGAACAAAACCUGUUAUACUGACGCAGACCUGGUGGCCGUGAUGAUUUUUAUGAUAGACCUCG